This is a messenger RNA of Exophiala dermatitidis NIH/UT8656, 1092 nucleotides long. RefSeq lists its product as uncharacterized. The transcript has 2 exons. The record is from RefSeq and is a predicted model, not a curated record. Lineage: Eukaryota; Fungi; Ascomycota; Eurotiomycetes; Chaetothyriales; Herpotrichiellaceae. Gene Ontology annotation, cellular component: catalytic step 2 spliceosome. Bases 1 to 1092 code for a protein of 363 amino acids.
AUGUCACCACCACCGCCGCGCCAGGCGGAACCAAGACGUCGCCCGGGGGCAAGUCUCGAGCAGGACAAAUCGCGCAACCGACGCCUGUUCGGCGCAUUGCUAGGCACAUUGUCGCAGGCGUCGCAGCCUGCAAGACCAUCGAGAAAGGCGAGCGGUGUGGGUGGUGGUACUGCGGCAACAAUCGAGCGCAACUCGCGCCGCGAUGAUAUCAAAAACCGACAACGAGAGCGGUUGAAGCGCAAGACCGAGGAGUUAUCGGAACAGGCCAGGCGAAAGAGAGAAGAUCUCAACCGUGCCACACGGAUAGAGCAGACCCACUGGGAUGAGGAGGGCAUGUAUAUCAGACACCGGAAUCUGCGGGCCACUGCUCGCUUUUUGCGGACGGUUACGGAGCCAAAACUGUACUACAAACCAUGGGAAUUACGGCGUCACGAGGAAGAAACAAUCCAGCGUCAAAUUGAAGAAGCCGAGGAGACAAUCCGGCGCGAACUCGAUGAAUUUAAUGCGAAGCGACGACAGCAGGAACAGCAGCAGCAGCACGAACAGACGCAAAAAGACGGGGUCAAAAAAGAAGAAAGCGAGGAUAAUGCUCCGCGACCGAAUACCAGUCCAAGUAUCAACAAUAUCAAUCCCAACCAUGAUCGGAACCGGGACCAGGAUCACGAGGACCAGCAGGCGACUCGGAGCCACGACCUCGAAAGGCCCAACGGCAGUCUUGACGGGCAGGACUCGGGUAGGCGAACGCAGAACGGCGCUGGAACAGAGAAUACCCAGAUACAACCUGACACUGGCGGUGCUGGACAGUCUGCUUCAGACACAGCAGCCCCAACUAACUUUCUUGAUGCUGCUGAUAAUGAGGCAAGUAUUCCUGACGCUUCUGAUACGGCUGGCGAACCAGGGCCUUCAGCUUCAGAGCGUAGAACAGACGGCCAAAGCGAAGGGGAUGGACAAGAGAAGGAAUCUGCUACUUCAGAUCCCGGCCGAGACAAAGGUGGACCAAGACCCGAUGAAGCAGCAAACCGAGAUCAGACGGACGACCAUGGGGGCGAAGGAGAGCUGGAACAAGGUCGCGAAGAUGACGUUAUUUAUUGA